AUGAGAAGAGAGAGAGGGAAAGAGGAUCAGGCAAGAGCGAGUAGCCCUCAGCAGGGUGGUGCUUUGGCCAUGAGUGAGACUAUGGAUAGACUGUAUGAUUGUACAUGCCCAAUAUGUGACCUCGCACAAUGUUAUUUUGUUGCUAUUUUGGAGUUGGGGGUGGCAAUGAGGAUGGAUAAUUACAUCUGUCAAAAGGUAGCAGACGAGCAGGUGUGGUACGAAUUAAUGGGCAUGGGGCAGGGAAAUUCUGCCUCUGACAGAUAUGUAUUCUGUUAUGGGCAGAAAUUAUCAUUAUUAGAAGAUGCACUGUAUAAAGCUGAUUCUAGUGAUCCAGUUGUUAUUUCUGCCACUAUCAGUGAAUUCUCGCUGGCACCAAAUGUGAAAGAAAAGAGUGCUUUCCACCGGUUGAAUAUCAUCAAUAAAUGUUUUUCCUGCAAAACAAUUGAAGAGAUUAUAUUAGCCCUUGAGAGGGAGGCUGCUGACAAGGAUGACGAGUGGAUCUCUUCAACACUUCAGUCAUUGAAGAAAGCGUCCCCUACAAGCCUUAAAAUUUCUCUUAGAUCAAUUAGAGAAGGGAGGCUCCAAGGCCUUGGUAAAUGCCUUCUUCGAGAAUACGGACUGGUUUGGACUAUCAUGCGUGGAGAAAUAAAUAAGGACUUUUUUGAGGGAUGCAGAGCCAUACUCUUGGACAAGGAUAAGAAUCCAAAGUGGGAACCCGCCAAGCUGGAGCAAGUCACUGAGGAUAUGGUUGACCGCUACUUCUCGAAGAUAAAUGACGAGGACUGGGAAGAUUUAGAUCUCCCAAGAAGGUCAAACAUCCCUCCAUAUGCUAUUGCUAAACUUCAAAUUUUAUCUUAAUAGCUUUGUGUCUUUUGGUACACAAACACGAGGACAUAGAUUAGCCCAGAAUUUGGUGUAGGAGGCCUAUCUUUUUCCUAUCGGGCUGUUUCCCCGAUUUUAUAGUAUUCAGAUAGAUAAAUAAACCUGAGUCGUAAAAUUAUAUCAUGACAAAUGCUACUCAAAAGUAUGUAUGUUGAUUAUAUUUCAAGAGAAACAUUCGUA
This is a messenger RNA of Olea europaea var. sylvestris, 1062 nucleotides long. Its product is annotated as probable 3-hydroxyisobutyryl-CoA hydrolase 2. NCBI's taxonomy places the organism in Eukaryota, Viridiplantae, Streptophyta, Magnoliopsida, Lamiales, Oleaceae. Gene Ontology annotation, molecular function: 3-hydroxyisobutyryl-CoA hydrolase activity. The record is from RefSeq and is a predicted model, not a curated record. Gene Ontology annotation, biological process: L-valine catabolic process. The transcript is spliced from 8 exons. The coding region runs from base 1 to 858 and encodes 285 amino acids.